CUCCAGGCGAAUCAGAUUUGAGGUUUCUGGCCCAAUUAAGUCGGGGGCCAUGAUGCGGACAGAACACUUUCCACUCCGUAGGAGGUGGAGAUUAAUUAUCCCGUGGUCGGAGGAUCUCUGAGUCCGAUCAGAUGUGACAAAGCUGAGAUGGAGAAAAGCUCAUGAAAAUAGAGAAUUUGAGACCGAGUCCUGACAUGUAUAAAGAGAUGGACAUUCCCUACGGAGGAGAGAUAGCAAGAUGGUUACACUCGGUCACAAGCUUAAACACCACGACCACCUCCUUCAAUCAUGAUGUCCAAGUACGCCAAAAGCCAGUCCGUCGGCUUUAAAAACACCAUUGAGAGAGUCGCCAUCGUUGGGGCCGGAGGCACCAUUGGAACGCACAUUACCAACGCCCUUCUCAAGACUGGAAGACACAAAGUCACAGCGCUUUCCCGCAAAGACAGCGGUAACAAACUCCCCGACGGCGUCGUUAUCGCGCCAGUCGACUAUGACGACGAGGCCACCAUUGUCGCCGCCCUCAAGGGCCAGCAGUUUUUUAUCAUAACCAUGGCCCCUACCGCGCCCCGGGAUACUCACAGCAAGCUCGUCCAGGCGGCCGCCAAGGCUGGCAUUCCCUACGUCAUGCCUAACGCGUACGGCGGCGACAUUGACAACAUUAAGCUCGGCCAAGACACGAUGCUGGGGCCUGUGGGCAAGGCCCAGAGAGACGAGAUUGAAAGGCUUGGCAUGCAGUGGAUCACAGUGUGCUGUGGGUUCUGGUACGAUUACAGCUUGGCGGGCGGGGAAGCACGCUUUGGGUUCGACUUUGACAAGCGUUCCCUGACGCUCUAUGAUGACGGCAACACCAAGAACUCGACGUCGACCUUAUCGCAAGUUGGACGCGCCGUGGCCAAGGUGCUGAGCCUCAAGGAGCUUCCCGAGGACGAAAACGACAAGAGUCUUACUCUGUCGACGUUCCUCAACAAGGGCGUGUACAUUAAGAGCUUCGUGGUCAGCCAAAAUGACAUGUUUGAGAGCGUCAAGCGUGUCACCGGUACCACUGACGCCGAUUGGACGAUUACCCACGAGGACACCAAGAAGCGAUACGAGGAGGGCCUGGCGCAAGUUAAAGUAGGCAACAUGGCUGGGUUUGGCAAGAUGCUCUACGCAAGGGCAUUUUACCCAGAUGAUUCGAAAGACCUCUCGGCAAAGGCCCAGAAUGAGCUGCUGGGAUUGUCGGAUGAAAGCCUGGACGAGGCUACCAAGGUUGGCAUAAAUAUGGUCAAGGAGCUGCAGCGCCGUGUCGAGCGCAUGGCGUCUUAGAAAACAGCAUCUACAUACAUGUACGAAAUUUGGACGAAUUAAUAGAUACAUUGGAUAAUAAUAGGGUGUCCGUUGGGGCCGGUGGACACUGGUGGUCUUUGGUCUUUUAUGUAGCGUACCCGGACCAGGUGUGGGAAUUUUGAAAGUAGGACCAGACCACCUUGGGUCGGUCUUUUGAACACACCUCCACCAGUCUGUGAUCACCACCAGCAUUACCAAUAUAGGAAAUACAUCAACAAUCAGUCAGC
Xylona heveae TC161 is the source of this 1553-nucleotide messenger RNA. Its product is annotated as NAD(P)-binding protein. Lineage: Eukaryota; Fungi; Ascomycota; Xylonomycetes; Xylonales; Xylonaceae. The transcript is spliced from 2 exons. The coding region runs from base 289 to 1305 and encodes 338 amino acids. Gene Ontology annotation, molecular function: oxidoreductase activity. The record is from RefSeq and is a predicted model, not a curated record.